This is a messenger RNA of Closterium sp. Naga37s-1, 2697 nucleotides long. The record is from the annotation of a GenBank genome assembly. NCBI's taxonomy places the organism in Eukaryota, Viridiplantae, Streptophyta, Zygnematophyceae, Desmidiales, Closteriaceae.
AUGCGCAUAAUCUUCACAUUUCCCCUCCUUCUCUCCCCAUGUUUCCCCCGCUUCUCCCCGUCAUUGCCCCCCCCUAUUCACCCUCCUUUGGCCUCCGUGCUUCCGCUCAUACCCCCCCCUUCUCCCUCGUGGUGCCUCCCUUCACCCCCACGUUCCCCCCAUUCUUCCUCUGAUUUGGGCCCCUCCACCCUCACAUUACCCCCCUUUCUGCCCCUCAAUUUGCCCCCCUUCACACCCCCAUUUCCCCCCGAAUUCAAGGCAUCCAACCCCCCACCCCCCCCAUCCUCUGAGUUCCCCCCCUCCCCCUCUCCCACUCAGAUUCCCUUCUACUCGCUCUCAAAUCCCCCCUUAUCCCUCUCAGCCCCACUCGCCCUCAUUUUACCCCCUUCUCCCCCUCAUCUCAGCACAUUUCCCCCCCUUCUCGCUCUCAUGGGUGGCGUUGUCCUCCCCCUCCUGUUGCUCCCCAUCAUCCCUCUCAACACUCCCUCUUCGCCCCCACAUUUCCCCCCCUUCUCGCACUCAAAUCCCCCUUUUCUCGUUCUCUUCUACCCCCUUUCUCCCAAUCAUUUCCUCCCUUUCUCCCUCUCAUUACCCCCCCUGGCCCCCUCUCACUCUCCCCAGCCCCCCUCCUCCCCUCACCAUCAUUUCCCCCCUUGCUCGCACUCAUUUCCCCCCUUCGCCCUCUCAUUACCCCCCCAUUCCCCCAUUCUCGCUCUCAACCCCCCCUUUCCUCCCCUUCCCCUCUACUCCCUAUCAUUUCCACGCUUCCCCCCCCCCAUUACCUCCCCUCGCUCCAUCUCAUGCCCCCUUCCCCCUUUUCCCCGCCAUUUCCCCCCCUACUCCCUCUCAGUUCCCCCCCUUCCCCCUCUCUCAAUUCCCCCUUUCGCUCUGAAAUCCCUCUUUCCUCCCUCUACUCCCCUCCCCCCUCCCUCUUCUCCCUAUCAUUUCCCCGCUUUCAUCUUUCAGUGCCUCCCUCGCUCCAUCUCCCCUUCCCCCUUGCGUCCUCUCAGCCCCCCCCCCCCCCCUUCUCACCCUCAUUUUAUCCCCUUUGCCCUCUCAUUUCAUGUCAUGCUCCCACGCAUUUUCCCCCCUUCUAGCUUCGACUCCCCCCUUCUCCCUCAUAUCCCUCCCUUCACCCCCGUAUGUAGCUACAUUUCUGCCAUCUUUGCCACCUCGUUUCCCCCCCACAUCGGACUCAAAGCCCCCUUUUCUCCGUCCCGUCUAUCCCCCUUCUAUCUCUCAUCUCCUCCCUUUCUCCCUCUCAUUACCCCCCAUUGCCCCAUCUCAUUCCCCCUCUUGCUCUCUCUCAGCCCCCCUCCCCUCACCAUCAUUUUCCUUCCUCCCUUGCUCACACUCAUUACCCCCUCUUCUCCCCCACGUGUCCCCCCCUUCUCCCUCUCAUUUCCCCCCCUUCGACCCCUCAUUACCUACCUGUCUCCCCCUACUACCCCCCUUUCUCCCCCCCAUUUAUCCCCCUUCUCCCUCUCCUCCCCCCCCCCGCCUUCCCCUACUCAAAAUCCCCCCCUUCGGUGCUCUCAUAUCCCCCUUUCUUCCCUUUCCCCUCUUCUCUCUAUCAUUUUCCUGCUUCUCCCCCUCACUUCCUCCCCCACUCCAUCAACAUUCCCCCGUUUCUCCCUCUCAGCCCCCCCCCCCUUCCCUCAUUUUCCCCCCUUCUCCCUCUCAUUCACCCCCCUGAUCCCCUACAUUUCGCCCCAUGCUCCUUCUCACUUCCCCCAAUUCUCCCACUCAUUUUCUCUCCUUCUCGACGACAUGUCCCCCCCUUAUCCCUCUCAUUUCCCCCCCUCCCCCUGCCCCUUUCAUUACCCCCCGUGUUCCCCUCAUUUCCCCCCUGUCUCCCCCCUGUUUCUCCCUCUUCUCCCACUCAUUUCAACCCCUUCACCAUCUCAAGUUCCCCCCUCCCAUCUCUCAGAUCCCCCUUUUCUCCCUCUCAAACCCCCCCCCCCCCUCCCCCCCUCUGGUCUCUAUCAUUUCCCCCCCCUCAUUUCCUCCCUCGCUCCAACACAAUUCCCCCGUUUCUCCCUCUCAGCCCCCCCCCCCUUGCUUCCCGUUUCCCGUGCGGACGGCGAUACGGCCGAGAAGGCAGUGCAAGGCUGCCUGGAAAAGUACGCUGGAAAGUUUCAGGGGGGGAAGGAUCGCAUGGCCGGCCGACCUGAUGCCCUCGUGGGAGGACAGCCAGCUGCUAUCAGGGGGUUGGUAUAUGCCUUCCCGAUAGAUCAUGGGAGCGAUGAGGAGACUCUACGACGCGACACCACCGUUUUCCGCCAGGGUGGGGCCCGUCGAGGUGCAGCGUAUGCUGAGCUAAAGCAAAAAGCGAGAGAGGCCAACAGCACUGCUGCCACGCCUACGGUGCGGGAUGUGAGCGAGGAGGAAGAGGAGCAGCAUGACGUGGUGAUUGAAAUUGAUGAUGAAGUUCCGGUACAAGUUGGAGAUGUCCAAGUGGAGAUCGAUCUUGAGCUGGGAGGAGGGAGUGGGCCGCCCACUGCCACAUCUGGCAAAGAGGACGGACACACACACGAAGUUGGAGGGAGUGAACGUCUUGAUCCACUAUGGCAGCAUCCGGCAGCUGAAGCAAGGACCAUUGGACACGUGGCCCUUCCCCAUUGGUCAUCGCUCUCUGAUGGUUUUCAGGAUUGCAAGAACCCCCCUUUGAUCACUACAUCUUUGCCUGCCGGGUAG